Molecule: messenger RNA, 1334 nt
Organism: Ipomoea triloba (trilobed morning glory)
Lineage: Eukaryota; Viridiplantae; Streptophyta; Magnoliopsida; Solanales; Convolvulaceae
Product: NAC domain-containing protein 45-like
Exons: 2
Coding region: 114-1148 (344 amino acids)
Biological process (GO): regulation of DNA-templated transcription
Molecular function (GO): protein binding; DNA binding
Source: RefSeq, a predicted model, not a curated record
AGCUUCAUAAAUUUCUUGGACGACUUAGCUGCAUCCAAAACUCCAAAUUCUUCCGGGUUUGGUUGGAAGAAAAUUGCUCCCAAGGAAAAAAAAAAAAACAAAAACAAAAAACAAUGUCCGGUUUUUGUGGUUCCAACGAUUAUGUGCAAUCGUCGCCGGUAGAGAAAGAUUCCGGCGAUUCUAUAAGAAUUCCUCCAGGUUAUCGAUUCUAUCCCACAGACGAAGAGCUCAUAAAUCAUUUCUUAAGGAGAAAGAUUGAGGAUCCUAGCUUCUUCACAACAGCCAUAGAAGAGGCAGAUUUGAAGAGGUUGGAACCCGGUGUUUGUGUGGGUGUGAGAAAACGAUUUUUCUUCAGCCGGAGGGAUAUGAUUAUGAAGUACGGCACGGGGCAGAGAGCUACUGAUUCAGGAUACUGGAAAACCACCGGAGAAGACAGAGAGAUUUUCAAGGGGAAAACCCUAGUUGGGAUGAAGAAAACUUUGAUUUUUUACAGAGGGAGAGCACCCAGCUGUGAAAGGACAAACUGGGUAAUGCAUGAAUACAGAUUGGAGGGCCACAAUUCCUUGCACAAUCUUCCUCAAAACGCUAAGAAUGAAUGGGUGAUCUGUAAAGUCUUUCUGAAAAACCCCCUGGAAAAGAAAACAUUUGCUUCGAACAUCCAUACAUUGUUCCUGAUGGCAAUACAAUCUCUUGCCUGGGCUUAUGAAGUUGGGAAACAUUAUGUAAACAUUAAAAGGAAGGACUACAACAAUGAGUAUGUUGGAGGAGUGAGGCAGCUGCAGCCAAAACUACAUAAAUCCAAUUCUGAUGCAGAGAAUCCUGCUGCUGCUGCAGCAUCAAGUUCUAUGAAUUCUCAUAAUCAUAAUAAUAAUAAUACAACAAUGGAAGACAAUAGUAGAGUGUGUGUUAAAGUAGUGGGAUACAACAAUGAUACUGUGAUGUUCCUGCUUCCUUUUCCAACUAUGGAUAGUUUGAAGGCAGAAAUCCUAAAGAGAUUCAAUAAUUUGGAAGCUGAAACUUUUAAGAUCAGGUACAAAGAUGAAGAUGAAGAAAUGGUAACAAUAGCCUGUGAUGAAGAUUUGCAUUAUUGCUUGGAAUUUUUCAAGUCCACAGGAACAACACCAGUCAGAUUGUCUCUUUUAAUUUGAAGGAAUCCAUUGCCAGAUUGCCCCCUCACUUGGACAUGUUUAAAUCUAAGCUAAAGCUAGUAUGACUAUAAGAAUGUGACAAAGUAAUAAUAAUAAUGCAUAAAUGGCUUGUGCUAUUAUGUGUUGUGUUGCGUUGUGUUUUACUACUGCUUUUCAAGUGAAUGUAAUUUUUAAGCAUUUUAUGUU